AUGGCUGUGGGGCAAACUUUAGUUAAGGCAUCAAAAUUGUACUUUUUCUCUCUGUUUCUCUACAAUACGGCUGUUUUCGCGUUGAAAUCAGGUUCCAUUGGAAAUUGCCCAAUUUCAAGCACGAAUUUCAGCGCAGCAUUCCUCCACAACCCUCCAUACGUGAAAGCCAAUAGCACAAAAUGGCAUGGCCUGAUUUAUGAUUUUGUGCAAGCGGGAUUAAUUCGCUGUUUUCGCCGCUACUCCUGCAAUAUGACGAAGAUGCACUGGAAGGAGGUUUUCUCCGAGGAAAAAUUGAGUUCCCUCACUCUAGAAGAAAAAACUGACAUCGCAAUUCCGAUAACACCUUCGUUAUUUUCGUCUUUGACUGAAGAAUUGUCGACAUCACGAAACUGGCGCGUCACGCUUUUUACUAUCGUAGAAUCGCCUGGUCUUGCGUUAGUCAUUGAUUACGAUGCCUGUAAGACGAAGAUUGAGAAGAUUAUUACGUACACAAUUCUGUCUGCUUGGCCCGUCUGCGCUGUGAUUUUACUCUUGGCUGGUAUUUCAGGGAUCUCCAUAUGGGCAUUGGUAAGGAACUGGUUAUUAUUUAUCUCCCGUGGGGGAGAGGGGAAGGAAGGUGGAGUAUUUUUGAAGGGGCAACAGAGGGGGAAUCAGUUGUCGCCUACCAAGUAUAAAUGGCGGACUAUGGAAAAUUUACUGUCAAUUACCUGGCAAUUAAUGGAGUCAUAAGAAUGUUGCACAGUCUUAGGGGGAUCAGGUCUAAUUCGAUCUUGACACAACCUAAACCCUUUAAAACCCUUCCCCCCCCGACAAAUAAUGACUGGUGCCUAACUCUAUACUGCUGGCAAACGUGCAAACGUCCUCUUGCUUCGUUAAGAGCCAUUUGAAACAGCUGUAUGUAAUUCUAGCAGAAAACAUACAAGCUUUUAAAAAAAAAAAAAAGCGAUGGGAUCGUUUUCUAUGUAUGAAGUUGUGAUAUUCCCUCAAAUACUAAAAGGACGUUUUAUCUGCAGGAAACAAGCACUAACCAUCAUCACUUCCCGUCUUCCUUUGGGCGUGGAUCAACAGAAGGAUUCUGGUGGGCUUUUGUUACCAUGACAACUGUUGGGUAAGACUGAUUUAUCAUACAAGGCUACUUCAGGAGCCCAUUGGUAAUGGGCUCCUGGCUACGUUCAAAUUUCCUUCAGGAAAGGACGUACAUUAGCUAUAUCUCUUUUCUUAAAUAUUAUCCUGUUAUCUUGUAAGCUCCUCCUUCAAAGUAUAUUAAAGGUUUUAUUCCUACCACUGUAAGUCGAACUCUCUUAGGCUUCUCCUUUUAAUCCUGGACUUAUUUAUUAUUAUUUCUCUCGCUCCGGCUUACGGACUCAAACGGUUUUAUGUCCGAGAAUAGUGCGAAAAAAGCUUGAACUUGGAUGAUCGUUAGAUGUUCAACAUGCUUCACUACAAUUCGACACCACCGGGGACAAUGAAUGUGUACCCUGAAAUGUUUUCCUUAAAUCUUUAAAGUGGUUUAUGGUCAUCUUGUACACCUUCCUUAUCCUGUCACACCCACGUUCCCUUUCACUUUAUUAGUGCUCCUCGUUAGCAGUCUGUCUACCACAGAAAAAAAUGGCUUGCAGGUUUCCCCUAAAUUAGCGAAACUUUUCAUCAACCAAAUAACAAAAUGCCAAAACUAUCAUAACAUAGUUAUCGUUUCUCUAGUGCAAUUUUGACCGUAUUGUUUCAGGUACGGUGACAAAGUUCCACGGACCAUGUACGGUCGACUUUUCUCCGUUGUUUGGAUUUUAACCGGCGUCUGUCUUAUUUCCAUUUUCACUGCUGCUAUCACCAGCGCCAUCACUGUUUCGUCUGUUGACCCAGGCUGUAAAAGUACUCAAGGAAAACGCGUGAGUAAUGUUUUUCUGCCUUUGCUCCAGCUUAACAUCAUUUGGUUGAUAGUUUUCAGCUGCGGUUUUCUUAACCACGCACGCUUAGUGAUUGGCGGGAGAAGAACAGCUUAAGGUACCCUUGUGAUCAGUCAGUUACUUUCCGCGCCACUGUCCAAACCAUCAGCAUGUAAUAACAACAUCAGUCGCAAUUUUUGGGGUCGCCGGUUUGAGUCAGCGGAAAUCAUGUCGCUUCUUUAAUAGUGGCUUUGUUCUUCUAGAGUGGUGAGGGGCACCGAGAGAACUGCGGGGGAGGGUAACCAAAUUGCAAAAGUCCUUAGGCUGUCAGUUUUUUCUCUCUAUUCCAUUUUACAACAUAGAGUCGAGCAUAUCAUGUUUGAACAUAGGACAGUAUCCAUCUUAGCUGUCAAAUUACUUCCGUAUAGUUUUCCCGACGAUAUAUUUUUCUCUUCCUUCGAAGCUCGCAGCAAUAAACGGAUCAGAUGCUGAAAAGGAGGCGAGGCAUCGUGGGGCUUAUGUUACAAGUAAGAAUAACAUUUUGCUAAUUCCAUCGGAAAAGUACGUUACCAUUUUUCCAUCGGAUCUAUUUUUUUUGUAUCGAACAUGCAUGAAAAAACGAUAAAUUAUGCGAAAUUCUACUCCUACUGUUAGGCCAAAAGGACAAAUUGUAAUUCCAAGAAAGCGUGUUCUAGCGCUCACUCAGAAUCUUGCGAUGGCCCAUAUUUAGAAUGUUACUCAGAAGGAGUAGCGUUGUGGAGGGGCAAAUUCCCAAUCACUUCUGGGUAUGAAAGUGCAGUGAAUAUCCGCUUAGGCGUGUCAGUUCUACCGGCCCUUCCCUCAGGACUCCAGACUGAAUAAAUACCUAACAUUGUUUCUGAAAUAAAUCGAGAAUUGAAAUGAUUUUUUAAAAACUCGUUCCCCGCGAUGAAAACCUUAGGGGAGGGAGGUCACGAUGAGAUAUGCUUGAUUUCCGGUAAGGCUUCGUAAUAUUCGUAUAUGAUCCUUCCCCCCCCUCAAAAGACACUCAACUCUUCAUAGUCACCCUUUCAUACUCUGUCGGCGACGACUUAUCCACCCUCCCCUCCCCCCAGGAAAUAAAUGAUUGUCCCUUACUCAUUUCGUAUAUUGCCUUCCCCAGCCUUUGAAACAGAAAUGAAGAUGUUCGAUGUGUUAACAGCAGGUGAUGUUGAUGGUGUCAUGUUGGACAGAUUCAAAGCUUACUACUACCUCGAUCAACUGAAAAACGACAAUCUUAGAGUUGCCUUGCGUAUCGACACUUCACUACAAUAUGGCGUCUCGCUCAUAGAUAGAGGCUUUCCUGAGCUCACGGGAAAGAAUGGGUGCCUUGCAGAAUACUUCGUCAAUUCCCGCCAUCGUCUGGAUAGAACAAUGAAACACUACAUAAUGCCGGUGAAGGUUAGUCCUAGUGAUAUAUCACCAUUACUUGCUAUCCUCCUUUCCCUAACACGUUGAGAAUAUUGUCCGUACUAAAUUCACCUCACAGUUUAAAUUAAAGGAACCGGUCAUUAUCGCUUGGAGGUGGGGAAGGGAGGGGGUGGGGGUGGGGGGGGGGGGGUGGGGGGGUGGAGAGGGUUUGGAAUGUUUUGGUCUCGCCACGAUACGAUUUACCUCAUCUCUCACCUCCCAAAAGGCUCUGUACUAAAUUCUUAUGAUUCACCCUCAUUGGCGGUAAUUUUUUUUUUCAUUACAAUUCCUCCCUUUUUACUCUGUCAGUGGCGACUGAUCCUCCUUCCAUUACCACGUCCUUAAAACCUUGUGUUCCCCCCCCCUGCGAUUUAUGUCGACUGGUCCCUUAGUAAAAAAAAUCAAUACAAUAUCAAGUUUCUAAUUCAAUCUGUCGCUGGACUAAAAGACGUUCUGAAUCCUUUCAGCCCUUAGGUUCCCCUACAGAAACAGUUGGAGUCCUCUCGAUCCAUUCAAGGGCCAAUCAGCACCUGUUGAUCACUUCUGUGUGUAUUUUUGUUUCAUUCCUGAUCUCUGGUCUUUUGUGGGAAUUUCUAUACCGAAGAAACCACUUCAGUUUUUUCAAGUCUUCUCCAAGUGAGUAUCACUGGUCAGUUCGCGCAAGUUCAUGGACAUAGAACACACUCUUCUUUUAGAUCAUCUCUCUAAGCCUGCUACACAUUAAGUGUUAAUUAAUGAAUGGCUCACGCUUUCAUCAUUUUUAAUACAGUAUCAUUAUUAUUAUUAUCAUCGCUAUUAUAACCUUUAUUAUUACUGUUAUCAAAAUAACUCCCUCUAACUUUUCGCAGGCACGUAUUGUUUCAAUUAUUUCAAACUUAUUUUUCUGACACGACUUAAAUUGAAAUUUAAGAUCAAUUAAAGUCCAAUCUUUGUUUUGAUUUAUCAGGGGGUAACAAAACCAAUGGUUCACCGCUCAUCAAUAAGGAACUUGCAGAGAUUCAGAACGCUCUCGAAAAGCUUACUGCGCAAGUGCACACGGUUCAAGAGAAUUUGUAG
This is a messenger RNA of Pocillopora meandrina, 4367 nucleotides long. The record is from the annotation of a GenBank genome assembly. NCBI's taxonomy places the organism in Eukaryota, Metazoa, Cnidaria, Anthozoa, Scleractinia, Pocilloporidae.